Cercocebus atys (sooty mangabey) is the source of this 1271-nucleotide messenger RNA. RefSeq names its product L-lactate dehydrogenase A chain-like. Gene Ontology annotation, biological process: carboxylic acid metabolic process. The record is from RefSeq and is a predicted model, not a curated record. Lineage: Eukaryota; Metazoa; Chordata; Mammalia; Primates; Cercopithecidae. Gene Ontology annotation, molecular function: L-lactate dehydrogenase (NAD+) activity. Gene Ontology annotation, cellular component: cytoplasm.
AUGCAUUCCCAAUUCCUUUUGGUUCCAAGUCCAGUGUUGCAACUCUCAAGGAUCAGCUGAUUCAUAAUCUUCUAAAACAACAACAGAUCCCCCCCAUUAACAUUACAUUUGUUGGGGUUAGUGCUGUUGGCAUGGUCUGUGCCAUCAGUAUCUUGAUGAAGGACUUGGCAGAUGAACUUGCUCUUGUUGAUGUCAUGGAAGACAAAUUGAAGGGAGAGAUGACGGAUCUCCAACAUGGCAGCCUUUUCCUUAGAACACCAAAGAUUAUCUCUGGCAAAGACCAUAAUGUAACUGCAAACUCCAAGCUGGUCAUUAUCACGUCUGGGGCACGUCAGCAAGAGGGAGAAAGCCAUCUUAAUUUGGACCAGCAUAACAUGAACAUCUUUAAAUUCAUCAUUCCUAAUGUUGUAAAAUACAGCCCAAACUGCAAGUUGCUUAUUGUUUCAAAUCCAGUGAAUAUCUUGACCUAUGUGGCUUGGAAGAUAAGUGGCUUUCCCAAAAAACGUGUUAUUGGAAGUGGUUGCAAUCUGGAUUCAGCCGAAUUCCGUUACCUGAUGGGGGAGCUGGGAGUUCACCCAUUAAGCUGUCAUGGGCGGGUCCUUGGGGAACAUGGAGAUCCUAGUGUGCCUUUAUGGAAUGGAGUGAAUGUUGCUGGUGUCUCCCUGAAGACUCUGCACUCACAUUUAGGGACUGAUACAGAUAAGGAACAGUGGAAAGAGGUUCACAAGCAGGUGGUUGAGAGUCCUUACAAGGUGAUCAAACUGAAAGGCUACACAUCCUGGGCCAUUGGACUCUCUGUGGCAGAUUUGGCAGAGAGUAUAAUGAAGAAUCUCAGGCGGGUACACCCAAUUUCCACCAUGAUUAAGGGUUUCUAUGGAAUAAAGGAUGAUGUCUUCCUUAGUGUUGCUUGCAUCUUGGUACAGAAUGCAAUCUCAGACCUUGUGAAGGUGACUCUGACUCCUAAGGAAGAGGCCCGUUUGAAAAAGUAUACAGAUACACUUUGGGGGAUCCAAAAAGAGUUGCAUUACAAGGUCAUUCACCCGAAGAAGAACCCAGGAAUCCUGGGGCUGCCAAUAUACAUGAGACCACUGUAUGCAGGCCCUAAGCUCUGGCUAGAGUCCUCUCUUAUAGGCCAGAAGGGAAGGAAGUAUGUGGGGCAAAUGAUGGAAGGUGGUCAAAUGUUAAAAGGCUUUCCUCUCCAGGAGCCUGGCAAGCCAAGCCUGCCUUCCGCGGGGCAACAGCGCGAGGCAUUACCCCUAGAGACCACUUGA